Mya arenaria is the source of this 2306-nucleotide messenger RNA. RefSeq names its product chitobiosyldiphosphodolichol beta-mannosyltransferase-like. Gene Ontology annotation, cellular component: endoplasmic reticulum. The record is from RefSeq and is a predicted model, not a curated record. NCBI's taxonomy places the organism in Eukaryota, Metazoa, Mollusca, Bivalvia, Myida, Myidae. Gene Ontology annotation, molecular function: mannosyltransferase activity. Bases 109 to 1524 code for a protein of 471 amino acids. The transcript has 13 exons.
AAGCGGAAGUGAUUCGUUGACACUUGUCAGUUGUACUUUCAGUUUAGAUAUAGUUGUUUACUUCAGUAUGUUUUAUUUGUAGAGACUGGAACACAACUAAUACUUAAUAUGUUGAUAGUUGGCACAAUAUUUAUGGCACUACCGCCAGUUGUUUUUCUGCUGUACGUGUGUUUUAACUACUAUGUGGCGGGCAGAAGGAGUGUUUGCAUUGUUGUUUUGGGAGACAUAGGACGAAGCCCAAGGAUGCAGUACCACGCUAUAUCUUUCCUCAAGUCAGGCUUCACUGUGGAUAUGGUGGGCUACUCUGGGUCGGAAGUCCAAGCUGAACUGAAGAAUAAUGAUAAUAUGACUCUCCACUAUAUGAAAGAGCUUCCCUCUUGUUUGAAAGGCUGUCCACGGCUGGUCAGUUACAUGGUGAAGGUGGUGUGGCAGUGUGUCACCAUGGCAGCAGCUCUACUCCUCAUGCCCAAGUGUGGACACAUUCUCGUACAGAAUCCUCCCUGUAUCCCAACAUUUCUGGUUGCUGUAGUUACAUGCUGGCUGCGAGGGGCACGGUUGGUGAUUGACUGGCACAAUUAUGGAUACACCAUUAUGGGGCUUAGUCUUGGUUACACACAACCAAUAGUUAGACUUGCAAAGUGGUAUGAGAGGCUAUUUGGUCGUUUUUCUUCGGAAAACAUCUGUGUAACCCGGGCAAUGCAGGAAGACUUGCAAACCAACUGGGGCAUCAGAUCUAGUGUGAUGUAUGAUAGACCUCCCGAGAUGUUUCACACCACGCCUCUCAAUGACAGACAUCAACUUUUUGUUUGUCUAUCUCAACAGUAUCCGGCAUUCAGACCCUUGUCAGGGGAGAUAAGCAAUGAUGAAACAGCCUUUACUGUUGCUAAUGGUAACGGAGACAGUGGUUCAGACUCAUAUUAUAUUCAGACACGGCCAGCACUUCUCGUCAGUAGCACAAGCUGGACAGAGGAUGAAGACUUCGGUGUUCUGCUAUCGGCCUUAGAAGAUUAUGAAGCAACUUUAUCUGAUGGCCAAUCACCUGACCUACCAAAACUUGUGUGUGUUAUUACAGGCAAAGGACCAUUGAAAGAGUUCUACAGGGAGGCAAUCGAAUCUCGGAGCUGGAAACACAUCGCUUUUUGUCUCCCUUGGUUGACGCCUGAAGACUAUCCUCUACUAUUGGGGUCGGCAGACCUGGGCAUCUGUCUGCACAAGUCUUCCAGUGGCCUUGACCUUCCCAUGAAGGUCGUCGACAUGUUUGGUUGUGGCCUGCCUGUGUGUGCUAUACAUUUCAACUGUUUAAAUGAACUAGUCCAACACAAUGAAAAUGGCUUGGUUUUCAAGGACAGCUCAGAUCUCUCAAAAUGUUUCAAGGAUUUAUUGCACGGUUUUCCCAACCAUUGCAAACAGCUGGACAAGUUUCGUGAGAAUCUCGCCACCUUCAAAUCCUCACGCUGGCAUGAGAACUGGUCACGGACGGUCCUGCCAUUGUUUGAUGAUACCGUCACACACAAGAGGGACUGACUUUGUUUGACAAUACCGUCACACACAGGAGCGACUGACAUUGUAAUACCAUCACACACAAGAGAGACUGACAUUGUAAUACCAUCACACACAAGAGCGACUGACAUUGUAAUACCAUCACACACAAGAGCGACUGACAUUGUAAUACCAUCACACACAAGAGCGACUGACAUUGUAAUACCAUCACACACAGGAGCGACUGACAUUGUAAUACCGUCACACACAAUAGAGACAACAUUGUUUGAUGAUACCAUAUCACACAAGAGAGCCUGCCAUGAUCUGAUAUAUCGCUCACAUCAACACAAGUCUAUGCAUUUAGGAUUUAACCUUGGAAUAACACAAAUAUAUGAUGUGAUAUUUGUGGUAGAUAUAAUGUGAUAUUCAACAUUCAUUUACAAUAAUGUAUGACAAAGAGCUAUGCCAUUCUUUCUAAAGCUGAAAAGGAUGUAUUUAUUACAUUUUUGUGACCUAAAUAAAUUUAUUUUAGUUAAGAAGACAGGACAAAAUACAUUUUUUGUUUAUAUAUUUUAAUAAAUAUUAUUUAAUAGUUCAAUAUAAUUGUGGACUGGCUACAAUAAGAUAAGAAUACACUUGGCAUAUGCUAUACUCAGUUUUUUAUAUGACUGUGCAAUUUUAGUCGAUUCAUUGGCAUGUCAUUUGUUUUAAUGCUUACCGGUUCUGACAAAUAUACUGGAAUACUAGUAGUUUUUUUUUAAUGUUUACAUUAUGCUUUUGUUGAAAUUUUUACAGUGAUUUCUGAAUAAAUGACAUUAUGACUAAGA